Messenger RNA from Penicillium samsonianum, 1086 nucleotides. RefSeq lists its product as uncharacterized. The record is from RefSeq and is a predicted model, not a curated record. The transcript has 5 exons. The coding region runs from base 1 to 1086 and encodes 361 amino acids. NCBI's taxonomy places the organism in Eukaryota, Fungi, Ascomycota, Eurotiomycetes, Eurotiales, Aspergillaceae.
AUGGAUGCAUUGUUGAGGGAAGUGUCGGACCCUUCGCGGGAGUGCAAGCGGUCCGCCAUGUCAAAAAUUCUCAAGGCGCGCCAGAUCAUCAAAUGGUUUGAGGAGCACAGCGAUAGCAACCAGUGGAUUGUGGUGCUUGGUCUGUCAACAACACCAAUUGACACAGUCACAAGCGACCGCAGCGGUCUCGCGGAAAUCACAUACCGAUUUCAAUGGGAGGGAUUUACCGGGCUUAUCAAAGUCGUCCCCACAGCCGAACAUGAGAUCGUCACGGAUGAGUUCGUUGAAGCAGUUCGCGAUCAAACAGGAUCAUGGGCAUCUCUAGCAGGAACUCGGCCUGGGCUGGAUCCAAAACUUACCGAUCCGGGAGGAGUAAGGGUAAAGAAGCAUACGAUGCCUAUUUCCCCUGCUCUCGUUGCCCUCGACCGACUCGAAACUCUGGCUACCCAACACUUGUUAUCGAAAAGUCACAACGCAAUGACUGCGCGCAUCAAGGGAUGUUUCACGGGGGCUAAUAUCCGCGAAAUCUUCGCCAUUGCUGAGUUGGGGCUCUCAUGGACUUCCCCUUCGUUGCAAUCGAGGAUCGUCCCCCAGGUCCAGGACAGCCCCGGCCAAGAAAUACGGAGUUGGGAGGGGAAACGUGGUCAGCCUGGAAAGAAAUUCACUGCCAUUGCGCAGGUGGCGAUCUUCAAUGCGGCGUGGGAGUCGAAGCUGGUCGGGUUCGAGAGCGAGGCCCAGACUAUGUGGCCCGCGCAGCUAACUAGCUUCGGUCUCUUCACGACGCCACCACCGCUCAGCAAGGACAACACAUACCUCCGACAGCAGAUCCAGGCGGCCCCAGACAUCUCCCACGAGCUAACCCAGCAGCAAGUGCGGGAUGCCACUUAUCUCAAGGAGCUGAUAGCAGCCAAGGCCGACUACGAGGGGAAAUUGGCGAAGGCAACAUCGGAAUUCGAGGCAGAGGUAGAGACCGCGCUGGCCCAGCAGCGUGAGGUGGCCGAGAGAGCGGCGCAGGAAGCGGCCUCGGAGGGAGACAUUGUUAUUGGGCCACAAGACUUUGAUGAGAUAACGGCGUCGUUGCUCUGA